GUUGUUUUGUUGUUGUUAAUCUGCAGCGAAACUGCUCCUAAAAUAUCAAAAAUUUGUCUCUUCGUUAGUUUAUGGGAAAUAUUUGCUUCAAAAUUUCAAGAAAUAUGGCUUCCAACAUUCCAUCCUGCGUGCACAAUGCUACGUCCAAGCACACCGCAUCCGUCAUUUUUCUUCAUGGUCUUGGGGACACAGGACAUGGAUGGUUGCAGGCAUUCAAAUUAAUAGCACAACCUCACAUCAAAUAUAUCUGCCCAACAGCUCACUCAAUCCCUGUAACCCUAAACUGCGGCAUGUCUAUGCCAUCAUGGUUUGAUAUAAAGAGCUUGUCAGCUGAUGCAGCUGAAGAUGAGGCUGGCAUCAAUUCUGCAGCUGAUCUAGUUCAAAGUCACAUAGCAGCAGAAGAGGCACUGGGAAUUCCAAGGAGUCGAAUCAUAAUUGGCGGGUUUUCCCAGGGUGGAGCUGUUGCUUUGUAUUCAGCAUUUGCACGGGCCCAACAAAACUUAGGAGGGGUGCUGGCCCUAAGUACCUGGCUGCCAAUGCAUAGGAGUUUUCCUGCUGUAUUGAAGGCCAAUCAGAGUGUGCCAAUACUUCAGUGCCACGGCACGGACGACACCCUCAUCCCAUUCGUCAUGGGUAAGAUGACCAGCGAGAUUGUCAAGCAGUUUGACGGUAAUGUUCAGUUCAAGAUGUACAAUGGUCUCGGUCAUUCUUCAUGCGAUGAGGAAAUGAAGGAUGUCAAAUUGUUCAUAUCCGAACACCUGCCUCCUAUCUAAUCCACAGUAGGCCAGCCCAGCAACUCAGCAGAUGGAUAAAUGGGGAUAGUGAUGAAAAAGAAGAAGGAGAAGAUGCUGAUGACGAUGGCGGAAGUUGAUGAUGAUGUCCGUGUGUUUAUGACAUUCACUCACAUACUCACAACAUAAUAUUUUAUUAUUUUUAUUAAAAAAUUAUUAAUUUUAUUAUUGUUGUUUUCAAUUAUUAAUACUAAUAAUAGUGUUUUGUGAUUAUUCAUCUAAUUAAUUUUCGUUAUAAUUAAACUCAUUGUUUUAUUUUUUUUUUAUUAUAAACAUUUUUUUUAAACGUUUUGUUGUUGUUGUUGUUGUUGUUGUUGUUGUAGUAAUUAUGUUUGUUAUUAGUAACGCCACUAUGGUUGCGAAUUUAUUAGUUGUUGAUUUUUGGUUUUUGUCGUUAUUG
Molecule: messenger RNA, 1191 nt
Organism: Helobdella robusta
Lineage: Eukaryota; Metazoa; Annelida; Clitellata; Rhynchobdellida; Glossiphoniidae
Exons: 9
Coding region: 105-773 (222 amino acids)
Biological process (GO): protein depalmitoylation
Cellular component (GO): cytoplasm
Molecular function (GO): palmitoyl-(protein) hydrolase activity; carboxylic ester hydrolase activity
Source: RefSeq, a predicted model, not a curated record